UUUAGACUGUCCCCCAGUCAGCUGACCGGUAUCGCUGCUUAGUGGUGAGCCAGAGUCGCUGUCGGACUGUUGGAACACGUGAAGGAUACUUCGAAGGAGACGAGCUGAGCUUAUUCCACCACAUCAUUUCGUCUGGUCCAGAAUGAAGGAGAGGAGGAUAAGCGAGCCGCUGGUGGUCCGCUGUAAACUGGUUUUAGUGGGAGAUGUUCAGUGCGGGAAAACGGCUAUGUUACAAGUCCUGGCAAAGGACUGCUAUCCAGAGACGUACAUCCCAACGGUGUUCGAAAACUACACGUCAGGCCUGGAAGUAGAGGAACGACACAUCGAGCUUAGUCUGUGGGACACUUCAGGUUCUCCAUAUUACGAUAACGUCAGGCCACUCUGCUAUAGCGACUCCGACGCCGUGCUGCUCUGUUUCGACAUCAGCCGACCAGACACUGUGGACAGCUCUCUGAAAAAGUGGAAAGCCGAGAUCACGGAAUUCUGCCCCGAUGCACGCAUCCUCCUGGUUGCCUGUAAGACAGACCUGCGUACUGACGUGUGCACGCUGAUGGAGCUGUCCACGCAAAAAAUGGCCCCGAUUUCUCAGGAACAGGGGUCUUCACUAGCAAAGCAGGUGGGAGCCGAGGCGUAUCUGGAGUGUUCCGCGUUCACGUCAGAGAAAAGCAUCCACAGCGUGUUCCGUUCAGCAGCGCUGGCUUGCCUUGAGAAACUUCAACCGCCCAUCAAGCCAAGCCCCGCCCACCGGAAACGCCUCCUGCACCUGCCCAGCAAGAGUGAGCUUCUAAGCUCCUCCUUUAGCAAAGAGAGGACCAAGAGCUGUUCGGUCAUGUGAUCCAGACUUUCUGCUCCCUGGGGGAGAUCGACAAGGGCAGUUUUGAAGGAAGACCUGAGGUCGUGACCUUCUGUCUGCUCCUAUCGCUACACUCUCAACGUUUUGCCUUUUCAGUUAAUGCAUCCUAUUUCUUCAUCGCAAAGAACGGAAGGUCAACUGAUUCUGUUCAAUACACAGGUUUAUGUUAAAAGCAUUUAAUUCACACAAACCUCAUGCACUGUUUAAUUAAAUGUGCUAUUAUUCAUUUAUGGUGCGUAUAUAUAACGGAGAGCUGCACCGUCCAUGAGUUUCAGCUAUAACAAUAAUUCUCCCUGUACAGAGUUACUAGACAGUUAAUAAGAAAAGUUAUUAAAUGGUUGUCUGGUCAUUUAUGCGAAAGAAAGCGACACAGGAAGAUGUGAUUUUGUUAGAGGGCACAAAAAGGUCAGGGUGUAACUACGGAGGUUUUUGAUGGAAUGUGAAAUCACAUGUAGGAAGAGAGAGUGUGUGCUCUGUCUCUCACAUGCAUGCACAGGCAACAAUUCAUCCCUCUCCUGUCCAUCUCUACAUUUCAGCAGAUGAAUAAUGAAGAGAACAGAUAUCCCUGACAGUCCUUGAAAUUGCGUAAACAACAUGUCUUGUGAUGGCCUUGUGAUGGGGUUUGAACGAGUCUUGACCUUAGAGUAGCUCUGUGCCAUGGAAGAGCAUGUCAGAGCAGGACAGAAGAGAUUAGAGGGAUUAGAUGAGGAGACAGGAUGACAUUUUAUCCCAGACAAGUCUGAUGAGAGAUUAGUUAUAAGGUAAUCCUACUGAACGUGCCUGAUUAUCUGGCAUUUUUAAUGAUCGGGUGUCUCUUGGAUUGAUGUCUCAUAAUUAGUUUAUUUAGACUUGACUGGACUGUGAAUUAUCACUCAGUUCAAUGCAGCCACUAUAUCUAUCUGCAUCUGUUACUCCAAAUAUUCCUAUGCGUAUCUGGAAAAACACAAAAUGUGGCCGUGGUUUUGAGUGAAACCUACAAAUCUCUGCCCCUGGAAACACUGCAGUAAGAGGGAAAAAGGAGCACUGUACAAAUGCCCCACUUCAUCAAUCCAACUGUUUUUAUGUUUGUGUACAGGAUCUCAAUUCCACAAACACACACCUGUAGUCUCGAACAGAUGCCCUGUGAAUUUCCCAUUCACAUCUGUGUUUAUAUUUGUUUAGAACACACAUCUGUUCAACCCAAAUAAUGUAUUUGUAUUUAGAGCUGAUAAAAAAAUAUAUCCGCAGGAGCUGAUCUUAUUGCUACUUGAAGAAACCUGAUCAGUGAAGUCAUCUUUAUAAAACAAUUGUACUAAAUUGCAUUCAAGUUAUUUUAUACACCGAUCAGGCAUAACAUUAUGAGCAGUGAGAGGUGAAGUGAAUAAGACUGAUGAUCUCCUCAUCAUGGCACCUGUUAGUGGGUGGGAUAUAUUCGACAGCAAGUGAACAUUUUGUCCUCAAAGUUGAUGUUAGAAGCAGGAAAAAUGGACAAGUGUAAGGAUUUGAGCUUUGAGUUUGACGAAGGGCCAAAUUGUGAUGGCUAGACCACUGGAUCAGAGCAUCUCCAAAACUGCAGCUCUUGUGGGGUGUUCCCGGUCUGCAGUGGUCAGUAUCUAUCAAAAGUAGUCCAAGGAAGGAACAGUGGUGAACCGGUGACAGGGACAUAGAUGCCCAAGGCUCAUUGAUACACGUGGGGAGAGAAGGCUGGCCCGUGUGAUCCGAUCCAACAGACGAGCUACUGUUGCUCAGAUUGCUGAAGAAGUUAAUGCUGGUUCUGAUAGAAAGGUGUCAGAAUACACAGUGCAGGACGGGUCAGGGCUGUUUUGGCAGCAUCAACCCAAUAUUAGGCAGGUAGUCAUAAUGUUAUGCCUGGUCGGUGUAUACAGACUUCACCCCCCCCAGUAAACCUCAUAAAAACAAAUUGAAUAACAGCUCAAUUUAAAGGUAACAUCCUGAAAAACAUACAGCGACAAUACCCUUGGGAAUCCACUUGUAAACCAUAUAUCGAUUUUUAUAUCAGUUUAACAAGAUGAAGAGCGCCUGACUCAGCAUCUGUCAGCGAUAAGAUCAGAUGCUUUCGGGACAGCAUGGUGUAUCGCACGAGCAAACAUUAGUCUUUAAAGCUCACAGGCUGGGCCUGUUUCAUCUCUGAACACCCGGUUCUGUUUUCUUAGCUCGUGGCUCAGUUGUGUCCAGUUCAACUCUACGAUACGUCGUUGGAUUUGUUGUAAGAAUGGACAGGUGGCAGAAGAUUUAGUGCAAUAUUUGUUACAUACACCCCCUUACGCGUCUUACAGAAGAUGCAUACAACUAUGCACUGUGCCGGAAUGCUGCAGUGUUGCCUAGCAACAAUCCAGGAUGUACGGCACUCUUCGGUGCUGAUGGAGGAAAAGUAGUAAGGAUGGGUUAUUUCAUCAUGGCAUUACACACAGACCUGUACCUGAGGCUAUAGUGAAAUAUACUCGCAUACGCUCCCUACAAAGUUCUUGCUAAUGAGACUUUAGUGCAGUGAUUCAAUUAUGCUAUUUAUGUGUGAAAUGCAGCUUAAAGCACCAUGUGUCUAGUGUUACUGUAAUUUAUUUUAGAAAAAUGUUUCUGUGGUUUUCUCUCAACUGGUUUCAUUAAAAAAUGGCUUUAUUGUGUUAAAUACUGAUUUAUUGUGUGUUGGUGCAGAGUUUAGGAUGAUUCCAGCACUGCGGUAGAUCAAUAGAAUCCCCCUCCUCCACACCGGUGAGGCAGUGCACACACCCCCUGGGGUUUGGAGUCUGAUGGCUCUGGUGUAGAUGAGGUGUUUGUCUCUCAAUAUAAUGGUUCCACGCAUCCGGGCGGCUCCCUGGGAUGCAGCGAAAUUGUUUUGCUGGUUUCCAGUGUAUUACAUGAAUAUUGCACACGCUGAGUAGCUCACUUGCUCUUCACAACCAAGCUUGAGAAAUAAGCAUGUCCAUCAAAUGUCCAGUGAAAUUGUUCUGUGACCAGAACUGUCAUAAAUAUAUGAUGUUCAUGACAAUUAUGACAAGAACAUAAUCAGGGUCUGUUCUUAAAUCAUUCAUGAGCCUGUAUUCUGACAUUCUUGGGUCCUUAACCUUCUCCACUUCUGGGUUGCCAUAUCAUGUCCAAGCUUUGUAGCUUCCUAAACAGGAAAAUAUUUCACUCCGCUGUAUUUGUAUGUGUGACAAUAAACUUUCUUUUUUUUUUCUUUAUUUGGUCAUGUACCAUUUCCUAUCCUUUUGCUGUCCGCUAUCAGAGCUACCAGGAAUGGCAACAUAACACUAAGG
Molecule: messenger RNA, 4107 nt
Organism: Hemibagrus wyckioides
Lineage: Eukaryota; Metazoa; Chordata; Actinopteri; Siluriformes; Bagridae
Gene: rnd1a
Product: Rho family GTPase 1a
Exons: 5
Coding region: 143-835 (230 amino acids)
Biological process (GO): small GTPase-mediated signal transduction
Molecular function (GO): GTPase activity; GTP binding
Source: RefSeq, a predicted model, not a curated record